AUGAGGUAUCAGAAUCUCGCAUCGAUUGCCCUCGCAGCCCUGAGCGCGAGCACCUCCGUUUCUGCGGUCCCUCUUAAGCCUGAGGAAAAUGGCCACUGCCCAGCAGGGUAUUCGCCGAGCGUAUACUACAUCACUGUCACUGCGGAGCCCACUCAGGUUGUUGAACCAACUCCCUCGGUCUCCUCAGUCUACUCCGAGUCUUCAGAGUCCUCCUCGACCGUCUCAACCGCCUCAACUACGUCGAGUACUGCAACCUCUUCAACCACGGAAGAAGCAAUUCCUACCAUAGGCGCCAUUGAGACAAUCCCAGCUGCCUUUUUCCAGGAGUCUUCUAGCACCGAGUCAACUGAAUCUCCUUCUUCAACCCUAUCCAUCGUAGAAUCAGCACCCACCCAAGUUGCUGUCGCCCAACCUACAACCACGACCACAACGACCGAACCCCAGUCCACCUCCACGACAACAGCAGCUACUGCGAACAAGGAAACCACCACAUCGGACGCAUCCUCCUCCACUAAAAGCGCAGCCGCCACUACUUCCGGAAAAGCCACCUUCUACGGUGGCAAUCUUUCCGGCGGAGCCUGCUCGUUCAGCGACUACACCAUCCCCUCGCAUCUAUUCGGAACCGCCUUCUCCGGUAAGGCCUGGGACAACGCCGCAGAAUGCGGUGCAUGCGUCUCCGUUACUGGCCCCAGCGGUAACUCUAUCAAGGCUAUGAUCGUUGACGAAUGCCCCGAAUGCGCCUCCAGCGACCUCGACCUCUUCGAGUCCGCCUUCACCGAACUCGGCUCCGCAUCCACAGGGAUUCUCCCCGUCUCAUGGACCUUCACGCCCUGCUCAAUCACCUCGCCGCUAAUCCUCAAAAACAAAGAGGGCACGUCGGCUUACUGGUUCUCGAUGCAGGUUGUUAACGCGAAUGAAGCCGUGGCUUCGCUUGAGGUUAGCACGGAUAACGGAUCAACCUGGCAAAAGACUACACGGAGCGAGUAUAACUUCUUUGAGAAUGAUUCGGGGUUUGGUUCCGAGAGCGUGGAUGUUAGGGUUACGGGUGCUAGUGGGAGUAGCGUUGUUGUGAAGAACGUGGGGGUUAGUUCUGGGAAGAGCGUUACUGCGGUUGAGAAUCUCUGA
Molecule: messenger RNA, 1125 nt
Organism: Aspergillus puulaauensis
Lineage: Eukaryota; Fungi; Ascomycota; Eurotiomycetes; Eurotiales; Aspergillaceae
Product: putative extracellular cellulase CelA/allergen Asp F7-like
Exons: 2
Coding region: 1-1125 (374 amino acids)
Source: RefSeq, a predicted model, not a curated record